AUGGGUCGUCAGCGCGACUCUUGUGGCCGGUGUGGCGGUUUUGCCAGUGCCUCGGCACGACGGUUCUUGGUGCAGAGUCAGAAAAGCACCAUCAAUCUUAAUGCUGCUGUUUUAGCCGGUGCAGUGGGUUGCUCAGAUUCCGGCGCUGGGAAUCACCAAGCGAUCGACCCCGGAGAGGAAAGCUGCUUCUCAAGCUGGCGGAGGGAGAGGAAACGGCACACAAAAGCGAAAGCCACAAAGAAAACUGAUAAACCCAGACAAGAUGAUAAAGAUGAUCUAGAUGUAACAGAGGUAACUAAUGAAGACCUUUUGGAUCAGCUUGUGAAAUACGGAGUGAAUCCUGGUCCUAUUGUGGGAACAACCAGGAAGCUAGAGAAAAAGCUUUUGAAACUGAGGGAACAAGGAACAGAAUCAAGGUCUUCUACUCCUCUGCCAACAGUUUCUUCUUCAGCAGAAAGUACAAGGCAGAAUGGAAGUAAUGAUUCUGACAGAUAUAGUGACAAUGAAGAAGACUCUAAAAUAGAGCUCAAGCUUGAGAAGAGAGAACCACUAAAGGGCAGAGCAAGGACUCCAGUAACACUCAAGCAAAGAAGACUUGAGCACAACCAGAGCUAUUCUCAAGCUGGAAUAACUGAGACUGAAUGGACAAGUGGAUCUUCAAAAGGCGGACCUCUGCAGGCAUUAACUAGGGAAUCUACAAGAGGGUCAAGAAGAACUCCAAGGAAAAGGGUGGAAACUUCAGAGCAUUUUCAUAUAGAUGGUGCAGUAAUUUCAGAGAGUACUCCUAUAGCUGAAACUAUAAUGGCUUCAAGCAACGAAUCCUUAGUUGUCAAUAGGGUGACUGGAAAUUUCAAGCAUGCAUCUCCUAUUCUGCCAAUCACUGAAUUCUCAGACAUAUCCAGAAGAGCACCAAAGAAACCAUUGACAAGAGCUGAAGUGGGAGAAAAAACAGAGGAAAGAAGAGUAGAAAGGGAUAUUCUUAAGGAAAUGUUCCCCUAUGAAGCAUCUACACCAACAGGAAUUAGUGCUAGUUGCCACAGACCAAUCAAAGGGGCUGCAGGCCGGCCAUUAGAACUCAGUGAUUUCAGGAUGGAGGAGUCUUUUUCAUCUAAAUAUGUUCCUAAGUAUGUUCCCUUGGUAGAUGUCAAGUCAGAAAAGACAAAAAAGGGACGCUCCAUUCCCGUGUGGAUAAAAAUUUUGCUGUUUGUUGUUGUGGUAGUUUUUUUGUUUUUGGUCUAUCAAGCUAUGGAGACCAACCAAGUAAAUCCCUUCUCUCAUUUUCUUUCUGUUAACGCUACAAAAUCCAACUGAAUGGUAUCUCUUUGGCCCAGUCAACUUGGUCUCCUAUUUUUAAUAACUGUGUUGAAAAACUUGUGUACGCUUGUUGACUCCAAGAACUAAAAAUAAUGUGAUUUUGCCUCAAUAAAUAUAGUAUUCCAUUGAAAAGCAAA
Molecule: messenger RNA, 1451 nt
Organism: Saimiri boliviensis boliviensis (Bolivian squirrel monkey)
Lineage: Eukaryota; Metazoa; Chordata; Mammalia; Primates; Cebidae
Source: RefSeq, a predicted model, not a curated record